AUGGAGAUCUCCGCAUGGGUCCUCACAAACCUCCCCGCUCUUCUCCCUCGCUCUGCCAUCGCCAUGGAGACUCUAGCGAGUGGCCUCUCAACAUGGCUGGGCUUGUCAGAGACACGCAACGCACACAUGGACACACACUGGCAGUUCUUCAAUUAAGGAGAUAAAGCAGAUCUUUUUUUUUUCCCUCCUGCAGUCCAGCUCAUUGACUCAUCCACAUCUCCACGGUUCAGCCUGUGUUUCCGUGGCUCUCUGAAGGGUCCCAUGUUACAGACAGCGUUAGAUUUCCCCAGUGCAUGCUGGGUAACAGCUUUCAGACAAGUUCACACACUGACAGUGAAGUCCAGAGGGAGGUAGAGGAGCAGGUUGACUGCACACAUCACAUAUAGAGAGGAAGCUGAAAGCUGGAUAUCAAUAAUAGGUGAGUGUAGAAACGCUCUGGGGAGACAAACACAGACAAACGGACGGAUUAAAAGAUGAUUCGUUUUUAUUAAAAGUCAGAUUAGGAUGCUGGGAGCAGGCGCAUCCUCUUCUUCUUCAUGGGAUCGUCAUCAUCUUCAUCACGCUUUAGAAGGAAACAGUGGUUUAAUAUUAGGUUAAUGAAUCCGUGUAGCAGACUGCUUUGAUUACAGACACUUCGGUCGGGCUGAUUAAUCAGACUGAUUAACAUCCGGCGCUCAUGAGGAAUAAUGUGUGCAGCAGACACUGCAGGCAGUUUAUCAGUCGAUAAACCUGUUAAUUCACACGUUUGUCCUGUUAGAUGGGAUUUAAGUCUUUCUACAAACCCUAGAAAACAUUUAAAAAUAUGCUUUUGAAAAGAUGGUGGAAAUGUGAGUUUUACGAGAGAGGAUCAGGGCCACAAGAAGAGAAAAAAUAACUACAGGAGGGAGAUUUUUUAUGAUUUCAUUUUGACAUAAAAGUCAAAGUUAAAAAAAAGUCAAAAUUUCGACUUUAUUCAAAUUGACUUUGAUCUCGAAAUUUCAUCUUUAAUCUCAAAAUUAUAAUUUUUUUUCAUCCCAAAAUUUUGACGUUAUUCACGACAUUUUGACAUUUUGUAAUCUCAAAAUUUCGACUUUAAUCUCCUUCCUGUAAUUAUUUUUUAUCCUGUCAAUAUUUGCCUAAAUAUCCUGAAUCGUUACUAAAUAAUAAAAUAUUUUCCACCUUUAAUAACAGCCUAUCAGAUCUCAAUAACUUUUUUUCUCAUUUAUUAUAUACACUCACCGGCCACUUUAUUAGGUACACCUGUCCAACUGCUCGUUAACACUUAAUUUCUAAUCAGCCAAUCACAUGGCGGCAACUUAGUGCAUUUAGGCAUGUAGACAUGGUCAAGACAAUCUCCUGCAGUUCAAACCGAGCAUCAGUAUGGGGAAGAAAGGUGAUUUGAGUGACUUUGAACGUGGCAUGGUUGUUGGUGCCAGAAGGGCUGGUCUGAGUAUUUCAGAAACUGCUGAUCUACUGGGAUUUUCACGCACAACCAUCUCUAGGGUUUACAGAGAAUGGUCCGAAAAAGAAAAAAUAUCCAGUGAGCGGCAGUUCUGUGGGCGGAAAUGCCUUGUUGAUGCCAGAGGUCAGAGGAGAAUGGCCAGACUGGUUCGAGCUGAUAGAAAGGCAACAGUGACUCAAAUAACCACCCGUUACAACCAAGUUAGGCAGAAGAGCAUCUCUGAACGCACAGUACGUCGAACUUUGAGGCAGAUGGGCUACAGCAGCAGAAGACCACACCGGGUGCCACUCCUUUCAGCUAAGAACAGGAAACUGAGGCUACAAUUUGCACAAGCUCAUCGAAAUUGGACAAUAGAAGAUUGGAAAAACGUUGCCUGGUCUGAUGAGUCUCGAUUUCUGCUGCGACAUUCGGAUGGUAGGGUCAGAAUUUGGCGUCAACAACAUGAAAGCAUGGAUCCAUCCUGCCUUGUAUCAACGGUUCAGGCUGGUGGUGGUGGUGUCAUGGUGUGGGGAAUAUUUUCUUGGCACUCUUUGGGCCCCUUGGUACCAAUUGAGCAUCGUUGCAACGCCACAGCCUACCUGAGUAUUGUUGCUGACCAUGUCCAUCCCUUUAUGACCACAAUGUACCCAACUUCUGAUGGCUACUUUCAGCAGGAUAAUGCGCUAUGUCAUAAAGCUGGAAUCAUCUUAGACUGGUUUCUUGAACAUGACAAUGAGUUCACUGUACUCAAAUGGCCUCCACAGUCACCAGAUCUCAAUCCAAUAGAGCAUCUUUGGGAUGUGGUGGAACGGGAGAUUCGCAUCAUGGAUGUGCAGCCGACAAAUCUGCGGCAACUGUGUGAUGCCAUCAUGUCAAUAUGGACCAAGCUCUCUGAGGAAUGCUUCCAGCACCUUGUUGAAUCUAUGCCACGAAGAACUGAGGCAGUUCUGAAGGCAAAAGGGGGUCCAACCCGUUACUAGCAUGGUGUACCUAAUAAAGUGGCCGGUGAGUGUAUAUAUAUAUACAUAUAUAUAUGAAGGCAAGAGAACCCCUUUCCUCCUUCUUUAGCUUCCUUCCUGUUUUGGCUUCCUUCCCUCUAUCCUUUUUCCUCCCGUUCUUCCUUCUUUAGCUUCCUUCCCUCUAUCCUUCCUUCCUUGCUUUCGCCAUAAUUUUUGCUUCCUUCUUUAUUUGGCUUCCUUCCCUCUACCCUUCCUUCCUUGCUUUCUUCCUUCUUUCCUUUCCCUCCAUAUUUAGCUCGUUUCCCUCUAUACUUCUUCCCUCUAUCCUUCCUUUCUUCCUUCUUUGGCUUCCUUCAUUCUAUCUUUCAUUCCUUCCUUCUUUUCUUCCCCCUUAAGCUUCCUUCCUUCUUUGGCUUCCUUCCCUCUAUCCAUCCUUCCUGCCUGUCCUCCUUCUUUGCCUUCCUUCUCUCUAUCCUUCCUUUCUUCCUUCCAUCUUUCCUUCCUCCUUCCUUCCUUCCUUCCUUCCUUCCUUCCUCCAGUUUCUUUCCAUCUUUGGUCUCACCCCCUCCAUCCUUUAUCCUCUUUUGCCUUCAUUGACUCCCUGAAUAUUUAUAUAUCAGCUGACCUGCUCUUCAGAAAUUGAACUUCUGUUUAAUUACAUCAAGCUAAUAUCAACAGACGGGAAUCCACGCAUUCCUGUGGAUUUAUUGUCCAAGAAUUCAUGUUUUGGUAGACCAAUAAAAAUAGAUGUCCUCCCAGGCGUCUUCUGCAUAUUUUAUUCAGUUUUUACUCACAUUUACUGACGUGUCCUGAAGUCCUGACUUCAAGCAGAAAACAGCGGGUUAAAUGACAUGAACUUUUUGUACAGAUAUGAGCCGAGUUAAACUGUUAUAAUACGAAGCAUAUGGAUUUGUGCUCUCGGGACAUCAAAUAAAAACAAUCCAACAUGUCAUCCUGCACGUUUGCACACGAUACGUGACGACAGCCUUCAGGGCUUUCUGCUCGAAGUCUUCCCGUCCCUUUCACCCCCUUUAAAAACCCGGGCCUUUCCCAUGUGAAACCAGAACUAUAAAGACUAAAGAAUCCACACCACAAAGAUAAGAGUUUUGGGUCUGUCAUUAUAUCAGAUUUUCACCUCAAGAUUAUCUCGUGUCACAAUCAAUAAUGAGGCAUUUCAAUAUCAAUUUGUAGUCCUGGGAUUGUGGUUCUGGAUGUGCAGCCUCCAAGUCUGCAGACACUUGCUUUUUGGGUCUAAGCCAGCUAUUGAUUUAAGUCUUAAAUACACCAGAUGACCCCAAGGCCAGUCCACGUCGACCGACAGCUCGGCCUUUAACCUUCCAGGGAUCUGCAAAUAUAAAAAACUGGCAUCGACUUAAAGUUUGGGUAGUCAGGAUCUGAGGAAGUUCCAGUUUUUAGGAGAAAUCUUGAAUGUAAACUCUACCCCUCCCAACCAGUUUUCCCCUCAGCUCCUCCUCUCCCCUCAAGCCCCGCCCACAAACAGACGCUCCUGCUCGCUCGUAUCGUUCCGAUUAAAUUCAGAUAUAAUGCAGAUAAAUACUUCAGAUCAUUACAAAUGGGGCCCAGUCAAGGUGAAAGUCAAAAGCAUUGGUGCUACUGUAGAUGCCAACAGACUACCAGCAAACACAAUGUUUGCAGGACUUCUACAACUAGGAUAAAGUGACAUAGUCCAGGACCCGAGGGAGGACAGUUUAGCGAUGGCGCUACAACACGCUACAGCAGGUCCGUUUGACAAGAAACACUUCUGUUACAGACACUUGUCUUACUUUGUUAAAGCGGUUUACCUGUCCAGCAGAAAGGUUACAGGGUCACCAAGAUCCCCAAGCGUCCCCCAUGGUUUAUGUUGACCCGGCUUUUUAGCUCUUGUCCGGUCUACCUCCGUUUUAAGCGCCCGUUAUUCCUCCAGAGUCUCCGGUAUUUACUUUGUUUUCUUGCUUGUGUCGGCAGUCGUGGCCAAAGGAGGAUUCAGACAAUUUUCCGAACUUUCUGGUUGGUUUCUACUGUCCGAUAUUGUAGCACGCUAACUUUGUUUGGGCUCCUGAACGACACGGGGGAGCAGCAUUUGCCUCACAACCAAUCAGGUCAGGGGAGACGGGGAAUGUCAUCAAUAACUAAUAACUAUUGACUGAUAUUUAACGUUUUUUUGUAAAUACACCACAAAAAAGAUGCUUCUUUAACGGCUUCCUGCCUACCCCACCUUUAAUCUGCUUUAGCCCACCUUCCCUUCGCUGCUUCCUCCUCAUAAACCACUUUGCAACCUCCUCCUUUCUAAGACCAAUAUUGAAAAGCAGCAGUAAUAAUAACCCACAUGCAAACAGAGAACACACACCAGGGCCGCAGCAGCAAACAAGCAAACACACACAUUGCACAUUACCUUAUUUUGCAGAAAAAGACUCCAGAAACAUAAUUUAACAUUUUGAUCAAAAUAGGAACAAAGGAGAUUUUAAAGUGAGCCUGUUUUCGUCUUCCAGAAAGAAAAGACUCUGUGAUAUCAAAGUGUAGAGUGUCUUAAAGUGAAUUCAUGAAUCUGAGCUGCAAAGUCCCCGAAACACUGAAGGUGGAGUCGAGAUCUGAUAACAGGACUUUCAUGCAUUUUGCUGCAGGAGACGGAAUAAUUUUGCAUGUUUGUAGCCCUCAGGUCGCUGUGUUAUAAUACGAUAAGCUACUCGAUGCAAGUGUGUGCGUGUGCAUGUGCCAGAGUGUCUUAAUCUAAGUGUUUUCGCUAAUAUAAAAGAGACUUGAUUGGUUUUCAGAGUCUGCAGCAUUGAACGUUGAUCAGUUACAAACCUGACAGGUAUUUUUUCUCCUGAAGCUCAAAGUUGAGUCAUUGAUUCUGAUCUAAAUACGUCAGAGUUCAGUCUUUCUCCUCUUUAUGUUUCCGUGUUUUCACGUCCAAACGCUCUUUAUGCAGCGAGGCCGUUUUCUUUGUUUAACUCUUUCUUCUCUUCUCACACACCAACCCCCCCAUGUUCCCACCCCCAGCAUCCCCAAUUACCCCUCCAGCUUCCAGCAGCACUCCACAUCCCGUUGCAUUGAAAUGGGCCAGUUGCUAUGGCAACCCCAUACAGCAGCAUAUUAUUCCCCUGUCAGAAUUCAAAAGAGGAUCAAUUAGUGAUGAUGUCACUGCGUCAAAACCGAAACCACUUAAAACCCGAUCACGGUUUCUUCGGAGCAGACGGUCCCGGCCCGUGUGUGUUAGUGUGUGUGUGUCACUUCUUACAUGUGUGUGUAUGCGAGUGUGUAUUUCAGAGACACGGCGAUCUGAGAGCGAAGUCAAAGUAGAGAAAACCCGCAUUGGUUCUGCUGUGUGCAGCUCGGGGUGGGAGAUGAAGGCAGACUUGAGUCACCACUACAGUGUGUGUGGGAGGGCUGCAUGAGAGCAGAUGAGGAACACAAGCAGAAUGAAAAUCACUGACAUUCAACAUGAGGGUGAGAUGGAGAGAACAGCAAUGAAAUAUCUGAGGAUCCUCAAGAACACGAGGGCUCGACACGCAAACUCCGUUUCUGAUAUAGUGGAAUUUGAUAUUUUCAGACGUGCAAAAGUCUUUCUAAUCCAACCAGAGCCGGUCCAGCUUUAUCUGGACACACAUUAGAGCUGCAUGAUUUUGACAAAAAUAAAAUCACGAUUUUUUUUCAGAUUUUUAUUCAGUGACAACUUCAUCGAACUUCACUUUGACCUUUGCUUGACCUUCGGGUCAUAUUCGACCCAAAACCGUUUUCGCGUCACUUAAAAAUAGAGUUAUCUUUUAUCUAAUUGGCUGAAAUUUUAAGAUGCAGUUCCAAAAGACACUAGUUACAAAUAAAAUCAAUGAUCGCUCUCCUGCAUUGCAUUAUGGGUCCUUAAUGUUUAUUAACAGCACUUUAGACCUUUGGGUCAAAUUUGACCCUAACACACUCAGACACCUAUCCAGACACAACCCCACACCCACCUGCCCCCCACCUCUACCCUUUUGUUAAGUUAUCAUUCUUUUAUACAGUCAAACACGAAUGGGUCAAAUUUGACCUGCUAGGUUCUGACUGAGUGUAGAAAAACGAAGGAUCUCCGAGGGUUAAAAAUAAAAAGUUUUUCUAUCAUCUCUCAAUUCAAAACUGCUGAAAACGAUGUAGUACAUAUGCCAAGCCAGUAAGUGGCGCUGUAACGCUGCACAGGAAAUGAACAAAAGACAGAAGAAGAGUACAGAGCAUGUGUAUAAAGGUUGUUUUGGCGCCAUAAAAGAGUUACUCUGUGUGUCACAUGAUCGUUUCCAGAGAUGCAGAUAGACAUCCACACGGAGAUGAAAUGGUCGUCGUUUACAGAUUUAUUCACUCUCUGACCCGUUUUCAAAAAGUACCGUUUACAUUUACCCGAAACGCCGUUUCCAUGUGGAAGAAACGCUGAUAUGACAAAAAACUUUUGCGUUUACUCCUAAAUUUGUUUCUGCGUGGACGGGUUGAUACCGACAGCAGGGAGUGGUUUGCUCUUUGUCCAAAACUGUGAAGUCGUACCAAUUCCACAUGACUGACUCGCGCUUGUCCUUUUUAACCACGAAAUGAUCGCCUUCUUUUCAGACGACAUGUUUGUUUACACUGGUGUGUGUGGGAACUGGGGAGCGCUCCCACAGGAAGGGGGAGCCUACGGUGACCUGGAGGUGUGAGACAUGAUAGAGAGGAAAAUCAAUUUGACAAUUUUUAUUUUUUUAACAUCGUUAUAAUCAAAUAAUCCGAUUAUUUAAAAUCGAUUAAUCGUGCAGCUUUACAGUAAAAUUUGCUCCACUUUCCCUCAUCCGUCCAAACUCAGACUAAGACUGUCUCCUCUGAACCUCCUUCUCUGACUCUGCAGGUUUUACAACGAUAAAAAAAAAUCUAAAGUUUGAGCUGAACCAUCUCUCCGUCGCUGCUGUUUCCCUCUUUCUCGACUACGAUUGAUUUCUGUUUUCUAUCCGGUGGGAUCUCGUCGACACGUGUUUAGCAUUUCAUCCCAAACAAUUUGCAUUUCUUGAGAGAGCUGUCAAGGGCAAAGGAGUUAAAGCGGAGAGUAUAUUUUUAGAGCCUCUCUUCUGCAGAUCUGAUUUUAUUGUGAGUAGAAAGAAAAAGACGAGAACAAAACGUGUGAGAGCGAGUCUUAGGGCUGGAGUAGGUAACAGUCAUGGUGUGAAAAUACAGAGAGUGGAAACAAAUGUGAAAUACUGAAAUAGCAUGUCCUGAAGAGUCACAAGAUCCUCUCAGUCUUUUAGUGUUUUAUCUGGUCUGAAACAAAAGCUGCUGCCUGAACAGAAUGUUUCAUUAUGCCUUAUUCUGGAUUUCUCGCACCAGUAUCCAGGUUCAUUUUUCUGUUGUUUCUUUCAGUUUUAACCAAAUAUCAUGCUCAUCUCUGCACACCAGGUCAUUCUUGGCUUCUUUGCACGCUCGAAGAGUUUCAGAGAUGGUUUGGAGUCUUUCAGAAGAAACAUGCUGUUUCUUGCAAAUCUUGCAGGAUGCUGUGCAUAACGGGCAAUUUUAACCAAAUCCAGAACGGCUACAAAAAGGUCGUAUCCUCCGAUUGUAGCUGAUCGUAACCAUUCAAGUUAACGUGUCAAUUUACACCGACUUCUUUCUUUUUCACUGUGGAUCGCCGGACUCCGCAGCUGAUCACAAGAGUUCAAUUUUUUCUGGACGCCAGAGCAUGGCGGAUAAAUUCAGCACAGAUUAACCCGUGCUGGAAAGGAAGUCGGGCACAGACACAAAAUAAAACAUCCGGCUUCUUUUCAAAAUAAAACACUCCGGGCGGGGACGAACAAGUGAAAGGUUUUUAGACGUCAUUUCACCCCGAUGACACCAUGGAUGAGGAGAUGCUGAUUCUAGAAGUCUAGAAGUAGAUUUCCUCCUCUGGAAGGACACAAUCUACUGCUUAUAUGGUUAGCCUCUGCGGUCAUACUCGUUAUUGCAUGAUUGAACGUGAAUCCACGGGUUCUUGUGAGUUCUCAUGAUUCCUGCUGUCGGUAAUCCGCCAUGAAAUCUGCCUGACAAAUGCAACCGGUAGGAAUUGGGAUACAGCGAAAAUCUGAGCUAUUCUGAUGCAGUGGAAACCCCGGAUAAGAGCCGUCGAAUCUGUUUUGAAACCUCUGUCAGAAACUGAGACCUGGUCCAGUCAAAACCUGGUUCUGCAUUUCUUUCAAACCGAAACAAAAAACUGAAAUUUCUGGUUCCUUUUUUUUGUCACUGACUUUAAGACAAUCAGACUUUUAUCUCAUCGUUUAGACGAGUCCAGCUGAAUAACAUGAGACUAAAAAACUCAUUUCAUUAAUUUAUUGUCGUGAAUUAAACAAUGAAGGUCGCUGUCCUUGGUCCUGAUCUGUAUUUGCAUCUGGUGACCUGAAACAGUGACCUCAGGGCCACACACACACACACACACACACACACACACACACACACACACACACACACACACACACACUGGAUCUAAGUGAGUGGACUCAGUGUAAGUCGGUCAUGUCUCACAUCGAUCAUGCAGAGGAGGAUAUGUGCUUCCUCGCGCGCAUGUGUGUGAGAGGUGGUGUGUAAGAGAGAGAGAGAGAGAGAGAGAGAGAGAGAGAGAGAGAGUUAGUUGAAAUGCGCGGUGCAUUCUUCUGUGGAGGGCGAAGCGAGCAGAGCAGACAUCCGCGGGGCAGCGGAAUAUCUCCAGAUAUUAAUCCAUCCAAGACCCCGAGAAGAAGAAGAAGAUCUGAAGAAACACCUGAUUUCUCUGGAAACAAACACGUUUGUCGCAUUUUCGUCUCGGUAGAGGAAACCUGAAGUCUUGUCUCCUCCUCGUCCUGCUCUCAGGCUGGUACUUGUGUUUUUCCUGGAGCCUCCCGGGAGUCCUGCACCCUCUCAGCCCCGUUUGGGGGGUUGAUUCGUCACCCUGCGGAGUGCGGCGCAGCAGCAUUUCAUCAGCAGCGGCAGCAGGAGGAGGAGGAUCCACAUUUGGAGGAUAUCGAUACAAUGGUAAGAUCUUGCAGAAAUCGAUGAAUUGGAAGUGUGAUUUCUCGAACGGAGCGUGUCAUUCUCGGGGAAAAAACACAUUGGAGGGUGUUUAGGGGAGGGGGGCUGGGGUAAGCAUGCCGGGGUUUUGCUGCAUGUCUCGGCUGAGCUCAGUGAGGAGGGUCCCUUCCUCUCCUCGGCUCCGCAGUUUGCACAAUCUCUGCAGCGUGCACACAUUCAGGAGAGGAGAUUUGAUUAUAGGGACACAUGCAUGGGUUCAUAUGAGGAAAUAAGCCCACUGACACCCACGGCGCGCUCUCUUUAGCCCACUGACUGCAUGAAGAUCAACCUUCUCUAAGUCUGUGACAGCAGAGGUGUUUGAUGGAGGUGUCCUCUCAGCUGCACAGGAUCCAGAUGAAGCAGAGCUGCAAUGAAAAGGCUUCUGCAGGAAUUCAAUUACCCACCGUCACAUCAAUACUGGCCUCUGUUUCCUGUGUUUAAAGAUGGAGUGUUUGGGCAGAUCAAUAGGAGCCGGGCCUUUUGGUGAAAGCUGUGAGUGACCUUGUCAUGUAUCCUGCUGUCACUGAAUCUCAGGUGCUGCUUCUUCUCUGCUCCUGUUAGGAGGGUUAAACAGCAGCAGAAAGACGCCGUCCCCCGCUCUGGGUGGGUUUCCUACGCCUCUCUGAACUCCAUGUUUGUGGAUGUUCAUGUCUGGCCAAAUAAAAGGGUGUGAAGGUGUGUGUGUGCGUGUGAUUAAAUAAGCUUCUUGUUGAGCUAUUUGUUUACAUUUGUGCAUGCUCAGCUGCAGCUUCAUUCAUGGAGAGCGAUGAAUGAGAGGAAACAUCCGCCUUAAAUCCUGAUCUGAGGCCAAACAGGUGUUCUGGAUGUGGUUUCAUAACAAAAGACAAAACAGGGGUGAGGUCUGUAACGCCAUGACGUAUUCAAACAGGUUCAUCUCAGAGAUAAGACGAGUAAAUCUACGCUUCACAGACCAGCAGUGAAUCGGUAUCAGAGACCAGCGUCUCCGUCUCUCUGAUCUCUGUGAUACUGACAUUUAAACGGUCCAAUUAGCCUUGUUGUGUUGGCGGGGGGAGCAGCAGAGGGGAGAGAAAGUGAGGGAGGGGAGGACAUUAGGCCACGGUCCCAGUCUCAGCACGGACGGAGACCUCGUAACACGCCCAGAAUCAGGCGUGAGCCGAGCGUCGUUCAGUCAGUGCGUGUCAUGAUGAGAAAAGCUGCAGUUUGACAGAAGAGAUGCAGGAAUUUCAGAAAAAUGAGCUGAAAGUCUCCUGCAGAUCUCUAGUCAGAUCAAGUCUCUACAAACAGUUUCUUUCUUGUUUAGUCAGUAAAAUAAAUGAAUUCUUCUGCAAGAUUAAAAGUCUGUAACCUUCCAGAUUUUCAUCCAUGUGAUGAAGAUAAAACAGGAUAGUGUCGACUGACUUCAGUGCAUGAUUGAUUAUUUAUCUGAUUCUCAAAAUAUUCACUUUAAGUCAACGAGAAAAACUACAAACGUAUUUGAACAUUUAAAUAAAAGGUAAAAUUAAGAUCAGAGCUCACUCUGAACAUUCAGACCUAAACACCGAUGACUCAAAGAGGUCUAACUCUCUGCUCCUCUCACCUGGUUCAUCACUGAAGUAACAAGAGUUAAUGUACCUCAGACAGUCUGUUUACAUGACACUCCAGAAAACUGAAUUACCGCCUCACUCCGAUUAAGACCAGACAACUGAAGUGCAUGUGAACACUGUAGUCCUAACUCCGAUUAAGACAUCCAGAUAGUAUGACUAGAACUCGAUUUACUCUGCCAUGUAACCAGCAUAGUUGGAGUAUGAUCGGACAAUACAUGUGCGUGUGCGCCACGCCCCCAAAACCUCGGAACAAAAACACCAGAGAAGAAGUAGCAACAACGCCACUGAAAUGACCCAUAUCGCCCCCUAGUUUUGGGGAGGAGAACACGUUCACUUCAAUAGAUCGAUUCUCUCAGCUGCACGUAAACGAGGACAAGGAGAGAAGUCUGAUUCAGAGAAAAAAAAUAAUUAUGAGCUUUGUCAGAUUAAGCGGUACAUGUAAACGCACUGAGAGUUUCUUUAGGAACCAGGGCUGGAAGGAGUUCCAAGAACCAAAAUCUACUGGUAAUGUCUGCAGACACGAUUCUUUUACUUCAUUAUGAAGGUAAACAGGAGCUCAAAUGUGACAACAAAGUUGUUUGUGUGGCUGCAGCAUGUUGAAUUAAAGUGUAUCCCUUUUUUAAAUUUACGCCAUGUCGAAGUAAAGCUUCAUUAUACUGGACGUGCGCCCUUUUUUGCAUGUAACGGUUUAGCCAAUCUUUCAAUUGGUCACUGCAGUUCGCCAUGAUCCUCGUCUCACAGCUUUGCUUUCAUACUGGGUCAAAAAUAUCACGGGAUAAAGAUUCGGUCUGUAAAAUCUUUCUGGGGUUUUAUCUGGAACCAAAGAGUGGAACUUUAAUUUACACGCCUUCUUCAAAUACAAAAAAUUCUCAGAAAUCCAAAUUGAGUUUCAAGUGGGACCUGGUUUUUAUUAGCCAAGUUUAUUCUUGACCUUCAGACAGAGUCUUUUAAAAAGCCAAAACCUGCAGAGUUUGAUCAAAAAUAUCCUGAAAAAAGAAAAUCUGGUAAAAGACGAAGGAGGUCUGAUAUCUUUCCACCUGUGCGGUCCAGACAAAGAAGAGCUGCAGGAACUGAGCAACAAUGGGAAGACGUCUAAUGAUGGUGUCCCAGGGUGAUGAAGCUGAUGAAACUGUUGGACUGGGCAGAGAUGUAUAACAAAGAGAGCAGUGAUAUGAUUGGCUGGUUAGAGGGCGUGUCUCUGCGCCAUUGGAUAGAUAAAACCCUGUGGAGUGAAUUCAACAGACAGACAAUAACUCUGCAGGCGGAUCACACUGUCGUCUUAGUCAAUGAAAUUUUGCAAGGAUGAUGUUUUAGACAUGAUUAAAUAAGUGCAUCCCUCAACACUGCUGCAGUAAACGACGUCUGUACUCGUCAGCUGAUCGCACAGAAAAGAGCGAACAAUUUGCAUAAACACAAGAGUUCCUGAAACUCAGUAUUUGAGUUGUAGGUGACUGCAGUAAACGAUCCUGUCCACCUUUGAUUCACCUAUGUCAAAAAUCCUUGUAGUGCAUGUAGGUUAACAACAUUUAUGCACUGCAAAAAAGGGGGGUCUAAAAACAAGAUAAAAACACUAAAUCUGAGGGAAAAGGUAAUAAAAACAAGUGAAAUUAUCUGUCCAUGCAGCAAGAUCAUUUCACUUCACAAGAUUUCUUGAAUUUAGAUUGUUAAAUCUAAAAAUAAGCAUGUCUACAAAUGUAUGUGGAAGACUUGAAGUAAGACAAAAAUACUUUAUACUUAAUAUAAGAAUAAAAUAAGUAUAAAAUGCGGGUUUUAAGAUCAGAUAACUUGAAUUUUAACAUUUACAGUCCUGAAAUAAGUGAAAGGUACUAAAUAUAAGUUCAAUAUAAGUAUAAAAUGAUGGUUUUCAGAUCAGAUUACUUGAAUUUUUACUUUCAAAGCCCUGAAAUAAGGGAAAUGUACCAAAUAUAAGCAUAAAUAAGUGUAAAAUUAUGAUUUUAAGAUCAGAUAACUUGGAUUUUAACUUAAAUAGCCCUAAAAUAAGCGAAAUGUACUAAAUUUAAGUAUAAAAUAAUUGUAAUAUGCUGGUUUUAAGAUCAGAUUACUUGAAAUUUAACUUUUACAGCCCUUUAAUAAGUGGUAUGUGCUAAAUAUAUGUAUAAGGUGAGGAGAAAAUGCUGAUUUCAAGAUGAGAUAACUUAAAAAGUAACUUUUUUACAGCCUCAAAAUAAGUGAAAUAUAAUAAAUAUAAGCAAUUACAUAUUCUGUUUUCUUACUUUUAACAAUUUAAGAUAAGAAUUAGUUAAACAUAAAAUAUUAAUCGAGAGAAAAAAUACCCAGUAUGAUUGAAGAAUGACUAAACUCUGUCUCGAUCCAAGCAGGCUGAUCUUUAAACCAGGCUUACUGAAUCUUAAAACAAGAUUCCUUUUGGAUGGGACUAGAACUUAUUUUAACAGUUAUUUAUCUUAUUUUAAGAUUUCCUGACUAUUUGAGACAAAAAAGAAAAGGUUGUGCUUGAUAUAAGAUUAAAGUAAGUAAGAACCAAAUCAUUUGCAGUGUGAGGUUCCUCGUCUGUGAGAAAUGUGUGCAGUGAGUCGUAGAUGAGCGUAUUGUUAUAGAUUCAGGAGUCCCCACACUUCUGUUUCAGUUUAAACAUUCCUGGAUUACACUUCUGUACUUCUGCUCUGUGUUUGCACCAUGUUUCUGAAAAUAAGGCCUGAGACUGUUGUCUGAUUCCCCAGAGCUUCAGUCAACAGCAGAAAAGACGCCAACACUCAGACAAAGUCGCCUGAAUAGACUCGCUGAUGAGUUGUCACAGAUUUGUUCACAGCCAGAACGACAAUAAGUCUGUCAGAGAGUUUGAGGAAUGGAAAAAAGGACGGUGUUUUGGUUUGGUGUGACGACUCCACGCUGCAGGAUUGUGGAUCCUCAGUCGGUCGGUUUGGAGUGGCGGUGCGGCCACCCAGGAAGACGGUGCUGUCCCGUGUGCUGGUCACGGGGUCAGUCCAAGAACCAGAGCAGUCGUAGAAGUCAGACUGAGACAUCACUUUCAGCUUUUCCCUGUCACAACUUCUUCAGAUUGAAUGCAAGUCUGUCCCUCUACAUGCGUUACCCCCAAUUUCCAACGCAUCCAGAACGGCUACAAAAAGGUCGUAUCCUCUGAUCGUAAACAUUCAAGUUGACAUGUCAAUUUCCACCGGCUUCUUUCCGUUCCUCUGAGUAUCGCCGGACUCCUCAGCUGAUCGCAAGAGUUCUAUUUUUCCGGAGCAUGCCGGAUAAAUUCAGCACAGAUUAACCCGUGCUGGAAAGGAAGUCGGGCACAGACACAAAAUAAAACAUCCGGCUUCUUUUCAAAAUAAAACACUCUAGUUUCAGGGUUUCAGGUGGAUCGUAUUUCCAACCAUGCAAACGGGCGGAGACGAACAAGUGAAAGGUUUUUAGACGUCAUUUCACCCUGAUGACACCAUGGAUGAGGAGAUGCUGAUUCUAGAAGUCUAGAAGUAGAUUUCCUCCUCUGGAAGGACACAAUCUACUGCUUAUAUGGUUAGCCUCUGUGGCUAAAGACAACUUGUUAUCGCGUGAUCGCACGUGAAUCCACGGGUUCGCCAUUUCAGAUUGCAGCCAUGCCGGACUAGUGACAAACCUCCCACUGUAACUCAGUGGUAAAAAAGAAAUUUAGAGUUUUACCGAUGGAAAGGCUAAGUGCCAAAUUAAAAGGGAAUGAUGAUAUCUUUAUGGACACACGGCAGCUCCUUAUGGAUUACCUGCCUAAAGGUCAAAGUGGAACUAUAGGGAGGGGAGGUGAAGGUUUGGGGGUCCCGGAUUUUCUCAGUUUUCUGUUUGCUCAGAUUUCUGUUUUAUUAGUUCUCUCAGAUUUUUCAGUUUUCUCAUUUCCUCUUGUCUCUGAUUGGUCGUAGUAAAAGUCCCUCUGAGCGUGCUCACUGUUGACACCAUCAGACGGGUCGGCCUCCUCCAGUAUGUGGAUCUCCGAGGACUGGUGUGAUGUUUAUUCAAACUUCUUCUUUAUUUUGUUCCAAAGCGCCUUCGCCCUAGUCUUGUGACUACGCAGCUCCCAGGUGGAUUGUGGGAAAAUGGGACAUAAUGGGAGCGAGAAACCAGGACACUUUCAUACUCUCUCUCUCUCUCUCUCUCUCUCUUUAAUAAGUGCACCUCCCUCUCCCUCGCCAAAAUAAUGAAGACUAAGUCAUGUCUGUGUAUAUUAAUUCCUCCCAUAAUUCCUUGGGCUAAAUUUAGAGCUGGAGACUUGAGUGACUUACUGUGAGAUCCAGCAGGAAUUAGAUGGUCCAGCGCUGGAUUAACACUUUGAGAUUAGCAUUCUGGCGGCAGCUCUCAAAUACGUUUCUUCUGUUUUUAGUCGUUUUAAUAAAGUAAGAAGCGGUCGUGUUGAAAAGAUGAAACAGCAGAGAAAGAGGAGAAGUUUGGGGAGGCGGGUGUUUGUUGGUGAGUGGAGGGGACGAGCCUGUGCGUGCCUUUACUCUCCAGACCACAACAGCUGUCAAAGCCUGACCAGAGCGACCCCUGAAGGGGAAAAACAGCCUCCAGCGCCCCGGCUGAAGACAAAUAUGAGGACACGUUCUUCCUCCACCUCUAAUGAUGCGUCUGAUCACAGAGUUUCAAAGCUUUCCCUCCGCUGAAGGUGAGGGAUCAUUAAAAAAGCCCUGCUCCUCUUUCCCACUGAAUCCUGGGAGAAUUAAUUCCUCUUCUCUACCGGGGGAAUUAGUGUUUCUCUUAAAAACACACACACACACACACACACACUCUUCAGGAAGCCUCUUCCUCUUCCUCCUCGUCUUCACUUUUUUCUAUCCUUUCUCUGUUUAUCUCGCUCCCCUCGGCUGCAACUUGACACCCAGUCCGAGUGUUUAUCAGCUCCACAGACUGAACGUAAAGUAAAGAGCCGCGUCGAAACUGUUUAGUUGGGACAACAUGGAUGUUUGUACGUGUGUGUGUGUGUGUGUGUUUGGGUGUGUGUGUUUCUUUAAUUAUGUGUGUGCUCUUCAGAUGGAGCAUCAAACAUUACACACACACCCGGGCUGACAGUGUUGAACAUGAAAGCCGCUGAGACUCAUUAAGUCGCUGAUAACAGCUCAGGGAGGAGAGUCCUGAGCAGCUGCUGAACACACACACACACACACACACACACACACACACACACACACACACACACACACACACACACUUACAUAAAUAUAUAUAUUACAAUUUUUUUACGUAUUGUUUUUUUUAUAAAUAUAAUUUUUAUCAGUCAGUAUUAAUUUAUUUUUUUCAUGUCUUCUUGUGCUUCUGUACAUUAAAUUAAAAUAUUAAUAUUAGGCUAGUAUAAGGUGGAUCCAUCAUCUAUCACGUUUUAUGUUGUACUCUUUUAAAUUGUCCAAAAAAUUAAUAAUAAAUCAAAUCAAAACAACAACACAGUGCUGUAAAAGUAAUACAAAUGAUUGUUAAUUUACAGUAUUAUACAUCAAAUCAAUCAGUCUCUCAAUCAAAAGGUCAUUUAGCAUAAUUUAAAGCAUGACCAACAGGGGACCUAUAAAAUGUCCCCUGUUGGCUGUGUGGUCCCCUCUUGGUGGAAAUGUUACGGCGCCAAAGGUCCCUCUUGGAUAGGUAGGAAAGUACGGACACACACACACACACACACACACACACACACACACACACACACACACACACACACACACACACACACACACACACACACACCACUUCAGCUGCUCCAACUUCUGAACCGUCCUCCAUCUCCUCACCUGUCUUUCCCUCUUUGUUACAGACUGGAUGGGGUGGAGUCACGUCUCUGACAGCGUCUUAAAGGGACAUGAGACCAUAGCCUACCUACACACAUCCAAAAACAACUUUGAUUUAUUGAUUUUUUUGACAUCGAACAAAAUGAUAUGGGUAAAAUGACGUCGGUUAUUGUCAUAAAUUUUGAUAUUGUUAAAUGUUCAGUUCAUCGUUCAGCCCUGUGCUCAAAUAUGGUUAAAAUCAGAAUUAGAAAAGUGACAUGUAGUACGACUAAAAGGGACCAAAAAUACAGUUUACUGUCUGAUAUCACAGGCUGCAGAUCGAACAAAUAAUUUAGUCUUUUCAAGAUUUUAGACCUCACUCUACGAACCCCUGCCUCCUCCUGCUCUGCUUCCUCCCUCCUCUCUCCUCUUCAAACCUUGUGCAUAAAGCAGAACUGUCAUGAUGUUCUGUUAAUUUAGUUUUUUCCUGGUUUUGUUGUUUUAGUGCAUUUUCUAUAUAUUUUUCCAAGUGUUUCUGUCCCCCUGUAGUCCAGUCUUGUGAGUUUUCAGUUUGUCUUUGACCCUGUUUCCCUCCUGUUCUCUGUGUUUUAUUCUUUAGAUUCGUUUUCAGUGUUUUAUUUUGUAGGAACUGAUUCCUCUGGUUUUUACUUCCCUAUUUUUCCCUCCUUUGUUAAUCACCCAUGAGUCUCACCUGUUCCUCGUUUCCCAGAGUGUGUAUAUAGUCUCUGUCUUUCCCUCUGUCCUGGUUUGUUCAUUGUGUGUGUGUUUGUUGGUCAGUGAGUGUCUUUGAUAGUCGUUGUUGUAUCCUUGUCGGACACUUUAAAGAAAGUUUUUGUCGUUUUUUCAUUUAGUUCUUUUUAAUUAAAUCCUUCGUUCUGCAUUUGGGUCCUUUUCUUUCGUUUACCCCUGGUUCAUGAGAGUUUUGCACAUUAAAACACAGCGUCCUGCACUUUAAGAGCUAAAGUUGACACACUGAUGGCUGAUAUCUUUGACAAAGGAUAUCACACCAAAAAUAAUUUAAUAAUUCUGCAAAAAGACUGCAUUUCGUACAUAGAAUCUCGAUGAUGGUCAAAGCUGAGAUCCUUUGGAGGGCUGAGAGACCUGACAUUUUUCAUGCACUUUAUCAGCUAAACAUAGAAGAGGGAAAAGCCUUCUUCUGUUUCUGAUCAGAUCCAGCAUCUCCUGCAUUAAUCUGUAUGACUAAAAGAGAAGCAGAGAGGAAGCAGCAGUGGAUUGAAAGUGUUGCUCACAGGCGGAGGAGCGUAGGAGGUGUUGGCGCUGCAGGCUGCCGUGUGGUCACACUGUCUUUUCUAAUCUCUGCUCCAUCUAUCACUCUCUUACAUUUGAGUCUGUGUGACUGAUGAAUGAAUGACGCCCGGUGUCAGACCUCAAUCCAUCUGCUACCAUCUCUGUCUCUGAUUUUCAAGCAUCAUGACUCAAAUCUUUUAAAGUGGGGGUACUGGUUUGGACGGAUUCUCUGAUCAGGUGCUAAAAGAAAAGAAGAAGAAGAGACAUCAGCAAAUCCUGCACCGUCUAAACAUUCACUGCAGACAGUUCACAUAUUAAACGAAGCUUCUGAAGUUGCAGCGUACAGAAGUUAGCAGCCAUCUUGUUUAGAUCACAUUUUAGCAGGAAAUCUACUGGUUUCGUAAGGUGCACCAACUUUUUCGUCCAGCUGUGCGUGAUGUUGUUGGGCUCUGAUGUUUUGUUUAAAAUCGCUCCCUUGACGACGGCCCUGAACUUCUUGAUAAUGUUGUUUAGUCCAUGAUGAUGUGAUGCAACAACAGCUGGAGAGUAACUUUGGAGAAGUGCAGUCUCAGACGUUUUUACAGUCCCACCCUGAACCCCAAAACAAACUGUUUAUUAAAACUGUCAGACAAAAAUGUGUUUUUGACGUGUUGGUGUCAUGACUUCACUUCAGCCGGUCAAACCCUGGUUCAGAUUAAGUCCUGGAUGUUCAGACCUUUACUCUAGAGAUCCCAGACAGCUGGACCAGCUGUGACAGAUCAGAGCAGGAAGUCUUGUGUUCUUGGAUUUAAAAGGAUCAUUUUGGUCCCUGGAGUCUGCUGGCUUUGGAGAGAGAGAGAGCACUGCUGCUGUUGUUGGUCUCAAACUUAACGUCUUAUUUUUGACUGAAAACUCUUCUUUAAGUGUUUUUAACUUCAGGCUGUUUGAUGUUUGUUUUCUUUGUCUGUAUUUAAAAUUAGUCCCGUCUCUUUUAUUUUCAUAAUUGACUCUUUAGUUCCUCUUUCUAUUAAAAUCAUGAUAUCAUUAGAAAAACAGUUUUAAUGUAACUCUCUCAAGUGUCACUAAAGAGGAUAGGUGACUACAUCCAUGAAUGGAUGGAUAGACAGAUGGAUGUAAGGUUAGCUGUACGGAUGGAUGAAUGGAUGAUUGAAGGAUGGAUAAAAGAAUGCAUGCAUAGUGGGUGGAUGGAUGAUGGAUAGAUUGAUAGAUGCAUUGACUGAAAGAUGGAUGAAUGGUGAGUGGAAUGGAUGCAUAAGUAAAGGAUGAGUAAAGGAUGGAUGGAUGGAAAGAGGGGUAAAGGAUGGAAGGAUGAUGGAUGGAUGGAUAAGUAAAGGAUGGAUAGAGGGAUGGAUGAGAAAAGGAUGGAUGGAUAGAUGGAUGGAUGGAUGGAUGAGUAAAGGAUGGAUGGAUGGAUGAGUAAAUGAUGGAUGAGAAAAUGAUGGAUGGAUGGAAGCAUGCAUGCAUUAGUAAAGAGUGGAUGACUGGAUAAGUGAAGGAUAGAUGGAUGGAUGAAUGGAUGGAUGGAUGCAUUAACUGAAUGAUGGAUGAAUGGUGAGUGGAAUGGAUCCAUAAGUAAAGGAUGGAUGGAUAAAAGGUGGAAGGUUGGAUGAGUAUUGGAUGGAUGAAUAUAUGGUUUGAGGGAUGGAUGGAUGCAUGGAUGGAUAGAUGGAUGAGUAAUGGAUGAAAGUGAAUGGGAUGGAUGCAUAAGUAAAUGAUGGAUGGAUGGAUGGAUGCGUGGAUGGAUCAGUAAAGGCUUGAUGGAUGGAUGAAUCGAUGGAUGGAUGGAUGGAUGUAGACGUUUCACCAGGUGAAUUGGAUCAGGUCUAGCGUUGUUGCUGUUUCAGUUUGUUUUGCUUGUUUCAGAUUUCUUCUUGAUUUUUCUUUAAACACUUUUAAACAUUUUAUUCAUUUAAAACUCAAACUACCUCAGGUUUUAGACACAAAUAUAAGAAAGUUCAACACCUCACCUUUAAGGACUUCACUGUGGGUGAGCUCUCCUCAGAGGGAAAGUAUGUUGAACGGACAGAUAACUCUCAAGUGUUCCAUGAUCGUAUCUUUUAAACAUGUUUUUAUUCUUUAGUAAGAUCCCAUCUUUCCGGGGAAGUUGGAGUUCUGGUUUCACAGAAAGCGACUCUUUGUUUCCGUCCUCCUCCAAACACACUUUCAAAGUGAGUGGACUCCCACAGCGGGAAGGCCAGAUACCAUCAGUGUUUUUGGUGGUUUUGAACAUGUGAGUGUUUUUCCCUCACAAUUGAAUUAAUGGCAGUUUGUGUUUGAGCACUCACCCUGAAAGCUUUCUAUGGAAGACCAUCAGCAGCCAUCCUGGUGGCCUUGGCAGAGCUGCAGACCCCCAUUCAGGUCCUGUCUGCUUUUGUUGUUUUUCUCUUUGGUUUCCCUCAGUGACCUAAAAUAUGAAUGAAGGUACUGUCAGCGCAGGGUGUGUUAUGAAUUUUUAUUUUACAGCUGUGCUACAUGCUGGAUUCUGAUUGGUCAUCGGUCUGCUCUCCUUUGACAGGUUCUGGGGAUCCAGCAGGACUUUUUCAGCCGGUACAAGUCACUCCUUUCACCAAAUAACCACCAAAUAAUCAGUGCUGCUCACACCAGCAGUCAAAACAGUUCAGUUUGUUGACACAUUUCACCACAAUCGCAGCCAACACACUUCCUGAAUGAAGCACCAUGAUAGUGGGCAGUGUUGGGAACAUUCACUUUCUACCUGAACUAGACCAAAGUUCAGUUCACACAUUUUUAAAAUAAACUAUUUCAGUUCAUCAUUCAUUAUUUCACAUUUGAACUGGAGUUCAUGGUUCCCAAAAAUGAACUAAUUUAGUUCUUUUUUUUUUCUCCAAUACUUUGCUGCAACCAAACGAGCCCAUAUAGAACCACAGACUGCAAUUAUUUUAGCGGUUUUAACACUGAAACUACAUCAGAUUAAUCUUCAUAUCUAUUUUUGAGUCCUAAUCCAACCAGGUUUACAAUAGCUUUAAGAGGACAGCCCGUAGAAUACCGGCGUUUCCCUGAUGUUUAGUUCAGUCCUCACUAGUAGGAACGUUCAUCUCUAGAGUGUAUUUUCAUAAACAUGAAGAAAACCUGCUGCUUGGACGGUUUUUAGACUCUGUAUUAGGAUUACAACAACAUUUUUUUUUUUUUCAUUUCAAUACUUUUCCAAACCGACCUGGAAAUAAUUCACAUCAAAUUCUAUUCACCUAUACUGACGUUGUGAUGACUGAUGUAUUCAUUGGAGCGACAGACAGGUUUCUUGCCAUUGCCAGAUUGGGUGGUUUUCCGCUAAAUAUUAAGGCGUGUUCACAGUGUGUUUUAGCCGGGGUUUCACCUGGAAGGAUCUGCACAUCUGGCACCCUUGUAAACAGAGUUAAGAACGCUGCUCACAGACGCCAGAAUGAGCACGUUCAACACCAACAUGUUCAUACGCAAAUAACGAAUGAUACAUUCACGUUCGCCUGGAAUAUGAACCCUCGCCUCGGGCACAACACUGAUAGUGAGCUGUGGAAAUGCACACAAUUACAGGGUUUGUUGGAUCAGACCAAAGUAAAAAAGCACCAUUAGGGGUACAGUUGGCCCAGAGGUCUGAGGGUGUCCCAUGUUCAGAGGCUUUUGACCUUAAAACAGGCAGGCUGGGUUCUGUUCCAUGUGACCCCUCUUACUCCCCUCUCUCUCCUUGUUUAUUCCCUCCAAAAUAAAAACUCAAAAACGUCCAAAAAGAAAUUUGAAAAAGAAAGAGAAAUGAAAUCGUCUCUCUAUGUUUUAUCUGUACAUUAUGAAAUCUAAGUCCUUCUGUCUGCUGUUGAGCAGAAGGAGAGUCCAGGUCCACAUGGUUCAACUCAGAUCCAAACUCAGCAGCUCUCAGCUGUUGCUCUUGACAACGGCGAGAGGAGGGGAGGGGCUUGUUGCUGGCGAGGUUUCGGUAUAGUAGAGAUGCCAAGCUGUCGAGCCCUCCCUGUGGGACGGGGGCCGAGCGCUCAGCCCUACUCAGUCCUGGUACUUGGCUUCACUCAUGCGAAGCCCCCCGGGCCUGCAGAGUCAGGCUGCGUCCACGAGGACACACAGAGUCAUGCACACAGACACGCAACACGACAUGUUUGAAUACAUAUUCAGCCAGAGUAGAGACGGGACGACUUUAUCUGGAGACUUCAGGGAGGAAAUGUACAUUUUUAACACCACAGUCCUGCAGAAAUACGUGGUUAAAUGUCACGUUUGAGAAUGGUCGUGAAUGUGUAACUUUUAUGGAUCAUUUGGGGGCUUUUAUUCCUUUUUUAGGGGGAAACUGUGACUGAUUCAGGGCUGGAUCUGGACCUGGGUCACCUGCUUUAAGGACUUUGCAAAUGGUGCAUGCAUUCCUACUCUAAGGCCAAGCCAGCACCUCUAUACCGUGAUCUUUCAUGAGUUAUGAAAUUAAACUUGUGUGUGAAAAUCUGUGCAAAAGACCAAACACCAAACUCCGCCGUGGUGAUGUUGUGUGGUAUAUUUGCACCAAUCAAAGUCAGGAGUGAGCAGGUUCAUUCACGCUGCGCUGGCAUGGAGAGUGUUUUUCCAGAGCCAGGCAUGGACGUGUGUUUACUCUGAUAACGUGUUGGAGGUGUGAAGCCGGUCACCAGGAGCUCUCUUCAGCUUUUCCUGCUUUUUCUCUCAGAAGACUCUUUUCUGUUUUUUGGUUUUUAGUGGAUCUGAUGUCGUCCUAAUCUAAAUAAUCUAAACGGAGAAACUGGUUUAAUGCAUCACGUGUUUACUGCGAGGCCAACUCGGGUCCAAAUGGAUUUUUAAUGAGUGCUCUGAGUGCUCUUUAGUGUAAACAGAGCUUAAUAAAGACCCUUCUUUUAACUAUCUCACUCUUUCUCUCACUCUUUUCAGAUCCCGAGGUGA
This is a messenger RNA of Xyrichtys novacula (pearly razorfish), 22783 nucleotides long. The record is from the annotation of a GenBank genome assembly. Lineage: Eukaryota; Metazoa; Chordata; Actinopteri; Labriformes; Labridae.